This is a messenger RNA of Notodromas monacha, 2447 nucleotides long. NCBI's taxonomy places the organism in Eukaryota, Metazoa, Arthropoda, Ostracoda, Podocopida, Cyprididae. The record is from the annotation of a GenBank genome assembly.
UAUUUUUAGGUUUCAUGUGAUAAAUCGAUUGAGAGGGACCUGAUUUGAUCGAGUGACAACAAUUUUUCGAAGGAACGUGAGCAUUAUUUCGCUUUACUGUGACGUUGAAGUUUGAAUUAUUGCUUUGCCAUGAGCGCAUAUCUUGUGAGGCUUGACUUCGGUCUUCGAGACCUGUCUUACAUGAAGCUUGAACGAAUUGGUUCAACUGACCAUGGUCCACGAAAAUGUGGCAUGACGCAUAGUAGGGCUGAAUUUUAUGUUGAAUGGCACGAACAUCGUCAUAAUACUGCUGAUCCGAAGCGAAUCCCUCUGCAUGUCCACAAAGUGGAGAAUGGGAUAAAAGUUGGAGCAUUGUGUCCAAAGCAGUAUUGGUUGGAGAAACUUUUCUCGGUGGGAGAAGCUCUGAAUGGAGAAUUCGUGCUCACUGUGGAAAGGGUGUCUUUGCAUCUUUUUAAUGCGGAGUUGCAGGUGAGGAAGCUCUACACGGGGGAAAUCGGGUAUCCACAUUAUUCCAUGGAUCAUUACUUGCAUCAAGUAUUCAAAUGCACUAACUGGAAGAAUCUGAAGGUCCUGGAAAUUAAUUCGAGCUAUUCGAGUAAAUAUACAUCUCCGAAAGGAAUACAACAAAUGGCUCAAUUGGAAAAGUUGUCAAUUCGUUGCCCUCAUCUCGGGAACAUUUUCGUGGAUGUGGCCAGAGAUGAAAAGUUGGUGUUCUACCAACUUCAGCGAGUCACUCUCGCAUGCUCAUUGAGAAAGUUUUCGUCGUUGGAUUUGAAUUGUGUUUUUCCGAGACUGAAGAGCCUGUGUCUGGAGGAUUCCGAUAGAGAGUUUUCGCACUUCCGUAGGAAUCCGCAGCAUCCUCCUUUGAGUUCCAUCACGUUUAUCAACUCCCUUGGAUCUGGUGUGCUUUCGAGUCUCAGUGCGGAAGAUUUUCCAGCUCGUGUGAACCAAGAAGCUUGGCUUCUGGCUCAACAAGUUGGAACUUUUGCGAACCUGGAGUCCCUUGCCGUGGGCGGGAAAGCUUUCAGCGAAGUGCCACGAUUUCACGAAACAAAUUUCAUUUUUCCAAAGUUGAAAUUCCUCUGGUUGAAAGAUGUAUCGGCCAUGAAAGCAUCUCACAUGCUACCGCUGAUGACGUGUCUGGAAAUGGUUUGGAUCCAGACGAAUCGACCAAAUCAGUUUACUGAAAGAGCAAUUCGAGAUCAAUUCAACAAGAGUUCAAAGAAAUGGCUGGAGAAUCUGAAAUUCAUAUCCGCCGAUUAUUGCGAGUCAUGCAUUCCGUAUUCGAGUAUGACAAAAUUGGAAUGCGUGGCCCUCGUUUGUCGAAGUGAUGCGCGUGCCGAAUAUCUGGGAAGAAUUUUGGAAGAACUUCGCUCUUGUCACAAACUCAGAGGGUUGAUUCUGUAUGUGUCCAGUGACGAGGAAUGUCGAACCCUGGGAAGACUCUUCAAAAAGCAGUUGGAGUUUGCAGCAGUUUCUGGAUCGAAACUCGACUGUUUAAUUUCAUUAUUGAAAUUUCUGGCGAGGGAUCAGAAGUUACUUGAAGAACUGUGGAUACUAGUGAAAUCCUCAGAAGACUUUGGAGACAUUUUCCAAACUCUGAGCGCUUUCAAGCAACUGGAAAAGGUCAUCUUCGUCGCGGGACCGAAUUUUUGGCGAAUCCAAGAUGAAGCGAUGAUGCCGACCGAACGAUUAUUCCAAGAAGCACUGUGGAAGUACCUGGAUCCAGUGUGUUCUUUAGAGCGAGCAACUUUGCUGUUCAGGUCGAGUAAUGGUUACAGUUCUGUUACUUACUGCGUGGAGCGGAAAAAACUGGUCACGUUCUCAUCGUCGGUCUUCUUGAAGUUCUUCUCGGACUGGCUGGACGAUGUUCCGAUGACCAGCAGCGAGGAAAGAACUUAUCGGGCUGGAGCUUUCGACUUUUUGUUGCACAUCUUCUGAGGUGUCGAGUGAUGAUGAGUUUUUUGAUUUUUACUUAUUUUGCAAUUGGGUCUCUAUAGUGACCCGCGUGUUGAAGUUUUUUUUUUCUUUCAAUGAUGGGCGUUGUUACGCCGGGAAGAGUUCUCGUAAUACCCGUCUACUGUGUUUGUAUUUGUUCGCAUUUCCUUUUUUCUUCACGUAAAACAGAAUGAGUUGUUGUGCUGAAAAAUGGAAAGAAGAUUCUGUUGGGAAUUUGAGGAAGCUUUCGUUUCAAGUUUUCACGGAUAAGGCAAGCAAAUAAUCUCCUCAUAUACAGAGAGGAGGUCUCAAACUAUAUUAACCGACUCGGCUUUCGGAUAAUUUGUUGUUUCUCUUUCCCAAAUUGGAAGAUCCCAGAAUUGAUGAAAUUAAAUUAUAAAAAGAUCAAGAAAAAUAAUUGAAUCGAUGUCAUAAUCCCAAACUUUAACUCCUGGCGAGCUGUGAAUGAACGCUUUUACUUGGUUAACAAAUGUAUACGAAUAAGGAAC